GUUUCAUAAUUUCAUUCAGUUGCGCUGCAGACGUCAAUCAAAACAAGUGUGUUAUAAAAAUCGUUGCAAAAUGUUGUGGGAAACAUUAAUUUUGGGUUCAAUUUUGCUAUAUUUAUUCUAUCGUUGGGCCACGCAAAAUUUUGAUUUCUUCGAAAAACGUGGUAUACCGUACGACAAACCGGUACCGGUGUUUGGUAGUUUAAUAGAUAUUACGCUGCGUCGCGGCUCGAUAUUUUAUACGAUCAAAGAUCUCUACAAUAAAAAUAAGGAAAGCAUUUAUGGCAUAUUUUUCCAGACGACACCCGUAUAUCUCAUACGAGAUCCGGAACUUUUGCGUAAAAUUACAGUCAAAGAAUUUGAUCAUUUCAUGAAUCAUCGUGACUUUUUCGGUGAUAGUCCUCACGAUCUAUUUACUAACUCCUUAAUUCAAUUGAAGGAUGAGAAGUGGAAAGAUAUGCGCAGCACCUUGAGUCCAGCUUUUACUGGCAGCCGGCUACGUCAAAUGUUCGAACUGAUCAAUCAGGUGGCCGAGCAGAGUGCUAAAUAUCUGCAGCAAUUGCAAACGGCAGGAAAUGGUGAGGGUGUUGAGUUGGAAUUAAAGGACUACGCAACGCGUUUCGCCACCGACGUCAUUGCUUCAACGGCGUUCGGACUGCAAGUGAAUUCAUUUGAAAAUAAAGACAAUCAAUUCUUUAUGUCGGGCAAGAAGGCGACCACAUUCAAUUGGAAAUUGAAUCUGCGGUUCACUCUCUUCAUACAUUUCAAGAGUUUGAUGAAGUUUCUGAAAAUGGAGCUGUUUGAUCCAAGCAUAACGAACUACUUCCGUCGUCUGGUGCUCGAUGCGUUGAAAUACCGCAAGGAGCAGAACAUUCGUCGUGCCGACAUGAUUAACUUACUUAUGGAGGCGCGCGGUCUGUUUCCAACCGAAUCGACUAAGUCACACACGCGUAAUUGGACCGACACAGAAAUGGUCGCACAGUGCUUCAUUUUCUUCUUCGCCGGCUUCGAAACAGUCUCGACAUUGAUUUGCUUCGCAGCGCAUGAGCUCAUGGAGAAUCCAGAGGUGCAAGAAAAAGUCUAUCAAGAAAUCGAGGAAGUCAACGAACGUCUUGAUGGUAAACAGGUGACCUAUGAAGCUUUGCAGAGUAUGAAGUAUUUGGAUAUGGUUAUCAGCGAAACAUUACGUAAGUGGCCAGGCGCCGUUAACCUUGACCGAAUGUGUACCAAAGAUAUUGUGCUCGAAGUCGACGGCAAACGUAUUGAAAUAAAGAAGGGCGAAACUAUUAUGAUACCUGUGGUGGGUCUGCAACACGAUCCACAAUACUUCCCAAAUCCGGAAAAGUUUGAUCCCGAACGUUUCAGCAGUGAGAACAAAGACAAUAUCAAGCCGUUCACCUACAUGCCUUUUGGAGAGGGCCCCAGAAUUUGCAUUGGUUCACGUUUCGCUUUAUUGGAAGCUAAGGCAAUCUUGUAUUACCUUGUGCGCGAUUUCCGCAUUGCUCCUGCCAAAAAGUCAACGAUUCCUAUGAAAUUGGGUAAUACUGGUUUUCAGGUGGCACCCAAGAACGGAUAUUGGCUUAAACUUAUUAGCAGAAGCAAACAAUAAACUCAAUUGACAGUAACUUUGUGUUAUUUAAUGUUAUAGACCUCUGGAAUGCUUUUUGAUAUUAUUUAAAAGAAUAAAAGUUUAAACGAAUUGAAA
Zeugodacus cucurbitae (melon fly) is the source of this 1702-nucleotide messenger RNA. RefSeq names its product probable cytochrome P450 9f2 (gene Cyp9f2). Gene Ontology annotation, molecular function: monooxygenase activity; oxidoreductase activity, acting on paired donors, with incorporation or reduction of molecular oxygen; heme binding. The record is from RefSeq and is a predicted model, not a curated record. The transcript has 4 exons. The coding region runs from base 71 to 1606 and encodes 511 amino acids. Lineage: Eukaryota; Metazoa; Arthropoda; Insecta; Diptera; Tephritidae.